GCUUGCUUACUGGUUGUUUUUGUUAGCUGACAGCGCUAGUUCUCCGUUAUUUCUCUUACAUAAUAUUUUGCUUAUUUCAUCUAAAGGACGUUAUUUACGUGACGUUGACGAUAGCAAUGCCAUUAGUAUGCAUUAUUUACUCAUUGUUAGUGGUUUCUGUUAUGAUAAUUUAGCAGCUGGGAUAACCAUUAGCUCUUUAAUGUGCUAACAGGACAACAAAGCUAACACAAAAGAGGUCAUGAUGCUGUUCAGAUGUUGCUCGUGAGCAAAACAGGAGAACAACAUGGACCUCCACAAAAUCAUCCACAGUGCGCUGCACGAAUUUAUCCAGACUUACAUUCCUGAUGCAGAUCUCAGCACACUGGAUGAUGUUCUUCUGUCGUACAUCACUGGAGUCCUCGAGGACCUGGGGUCUCAGCAGAGCGUUGAGGAGAAUUUCGACGUGGAGGUCUUUGGAGAAAUGCUGGAAGCUUACGUACCUGGGUUUGCCGAAAUUGACAGUGUCAAGGUUUGUGAAAUGAUGUUUAGUCUGGCUUCAAAACUGGCCACUGCUCGGACAUUGGCUAAUAAAGAAAACAGUGUGCCUAAGACAGGAAUAGAAGAGGUUUCUUUGAAACUUACUGCCCUGACCAGUCAACCAGCACCAGGACAAGAACCUCAGUGCCUUAAAACACAGACAGAGGGCGCUACAGCCAAGCUGUCUGAGUGGGAGACCCAGGAGCAGCACCUUCUGGAGAUGUUUCCAAAGUGCCGUUUGUCAGAGGCUCGAAGCGCCCUUUCCAUUGCUAAAGGGGACAUGGAGGAAGCAGUGCGCCUUAUCAUAGAGGGCGAUGUCCAGCUCAGCCCCACUCCUCUUAAUGCAAACCAAGGGAAGAGCAUUUCCUCACUUGCAGACCAGAAACUUAAAGAGAGCAUCCUUGAGAAGUACAUGCUAGUGGACAGUGAGGAAGAUAACAAAACACAUCGGCCCGUUCCCCCCAAAGACGCUCCAAAGAAGCUUGUUCGCUACCAUGGUAACCAGGUGGUUACAACCAAAGGAGAGAGAUAUCAACUUGUGAAGAAAAAUGAGACAGAGGACAUGAAGAAGACCUACGUCAACCUGAAGCCGGCCCGAAAGUACAGGUUCCAUUGAUGACGAGUACAGCACUGUACAAGCAGCUAGUUACAGCAUUGUUUACACUACUUCUUCUUUAUCCAUCUCCUUUAACCUGAACUUGAUGUAUUCCCCCCGCCCCCGGAAUAGAAAGCGUUUUUCAGUGGCAGUGGCUUAUUUUAAAACGUUCUUAACCAUCAUGCCUUGGAUAAAACCUUUGUUUUGUUUUUUUUAGUUGCAUCGCUGUUGCUUUUGAAACAUUUUUGAUAGUUUUGUCAUGCUGUUGUAACUGGUGUUUUUGCUUGUGUAACAAACACCCUAUCUGAUUUGUUUUUGGCCACCUCAGCAGGUCUGAUGUCGCACUGACAGCUUUGUUUUUUUUGGGGGGGCGACAUAAAAACUUGUGAACAUUUCUAUCAUCUUGUGGUGCUGUCCAAGUGGUGCUGUCGAAGUUGGUUUUGGACAUGUCUUAGUAUUUGAUUUCUUUUAAGCUUUCAUCAAUUGAUUUUUUAGUCUCAUCAUAUACCAUCAUUGCUCCAAGUUCUUUCUUGUAGUGAUGAAGGCUUUACCAGAAAGCUACAUUAAAAAAUGUGUAAGUUUGCUGCCCAGCAAGUAGAUUUUUCUAGAAGUGAACAAACUAUAACCCCUUCUUGUGUAGAAUAUCAGAAUAGAGGAUUGUGGGUUUCCCCAAAAUACUCAGUAAAAUAUGAUCCUGAUGGGCUUCAUUUUAAAGAUCAGAAUAUUUAUUUUUGAUAUAUAAAUGUUUCAAUUUGAAAAAUCUUAAAUCCUGUGGAACUGAAUUUCUGAAAUAAGUUUCUUGGCUUCAUAAAAUGUACAUGGCAAUGAUUUGCAAACCAACUCUAAGCCCUUAGUUUCAUUUAAAAUAGCAAUGGAAAUGGCACAUCUGAUUUCCACAUUCAAUUUGAUCUAUCUGUAAUAUUUCAACAGACACCCCAACAACUGUACGUGCUAAAACAUUAUCAGGUGUUACAAUUUCCUUAGCCUCAAGAAAACAGUAAAUCUUCAUAACUGAUAAUGCUGUAUGGGUGAAGAAGUAACCAAUGCAUCUAGUAGCAUAAAGGAAAGAUAGUGUUAGGCACAGGUGCGUUUAGGACAAACAACCUGGAUUGCAUAUUUAGAAAUCGCUACGAUCAGUGAAAAUAGUUUAUGGUUGCAGAUAUAAAUAAAAAUUUAAACUCUACAUGCAGUAAAAGAAGUACAUACAAAAAAGAUAUAGAAAUAUUACUUAAGACAUUUAAGUUAUUCUAAAAAAAACACUACCAACAUGGGAGGCCCUUUGUUGGCAGCUUAAAAUAAAAAGCAAAAUUAGGAUAAUGUGCGCAAAACAGCAGUUUGAGCCCUUGGUCUCUAAACACAUUUCUGCGUCACGAUAUGUAAACAUCAAAUCUCUAUCUAUAGGGUUUCUACAGGGUUUGCAAAUCAUUGUUUUAUUUAGCUUGGAAAUUGGACUGUGUUAGCAAAGAUUUAAGGUAGUGUGCUUUCAGGUAAAAAAAAAUACAGCUGUGGUUCUCAUCUCAUUCGUGUCUGUGUGUGAAUUUUGCUUCACUUGCGACUGUAAAAAUGGGUGAACUCUUUUAAUGUUAAUUGUACCUUUAGCUGAUCUGAUUUUCUUUCCCAGGAUUUUACCUAUUUAGUGUAAGUAAUACACAGCUAUUUGAAAACUGUGAUAUAUUGUUUCCCUGACUGUAGUAUAACAGAACUGGAUGUUAAGAUGAUGUGAUGUUAUAUUUAUCAUGCAAUGGUGUUACUGUUGAGCUUGGAGUGGACCUCUCUGAAACUGUUAGCAGAUUUAUUUUCUAUCAUGAUUUGAAGAAAUGCCUGAUAAACAGUUAAUAGUAAAUCCUAAUUUUUGUAGGCUACCAUCAAUACAAGUUAUUCAGAUAAAUCGGAGUGAAACAUUUUACUCUGCAUAUUCAGUUGUUUCCAACUGACAGGGUUCCUACACAAUCUUGGAAAGUAUGGAAUUAGCUUUUUUCAUUUUCAAAUCAAAAAUCGAGUUUGGAGAAAUUUUUUUCAAGACUGUUUUUCCUCCUUCCAUUUUCUAAACGACAAAGGCCUAUUAAUGCUUAAUAAAUGCAGUUGUUUUACAUAAAA
This is a messenger RNA of Girardinichthys multiradiatus, 3208 nucleotides long. It is a transcript of the gene cuedc2, whose product is annotated as CUE domain containing 2. Bases 284 to 1132 code for a protein of 282 amino acids. The transcript is spliced from 9 exons. NCBI's taxonomy places the organism in Eukaryota, Metazoa, Chordata, Actinopteri, Cyprinodontiformes, Goodeidae. The record is from RefSeq and is a predicted model, not a curated record.